CACCAUCAAUUGAAUUCGUAGUGUGACUUUCACUCCAAGCCAUUAAUCAAUCAUAUCUGAAUCACCUGCAUUUGCAAAGUUUCCUCUUUGAAUCAUCGAUCUCUCUGCGCGCGCUGACUCUCUCUCAUCUUGAUCGGCUGCGAAAAACGUAAAUUUCCAGAAGAAUCAACUGAUGGACAACAAGAACGUCGUCGUCUGCGAUAAUGGCACCGGGUAUGUUAAGUGUGGAUUUGCUGGAGAGAAUUUUCCGACUUCGGUUUUCCCGUGUGUGGUGGGAAAGCCAAUGCUACGGUAUGAAGAAUCGUUGAUGGAACAAGAACUGAAGGACAUUGUUGUUGGAGAGGCUUGUGCAGACUUGCGAAACCAACUAGAUAUAUCUUAUCCUGUCAAUAAUGGUAUUAUCCAAAACUGGGAUGACAUGUGUCAUGUUUGGGACUAUGCAUUUUUCAACGAACUUAAGGUAGAUCCUACAGAAUGUAAGAUUUUAUUGACAGACCCCCCACUAAAUCCAUCGAAAAAUCGUGAGCAAAUGGUUGAGACAAUGUUUGAGAGAUACAACUUUUCUGGUGUCUUUAUCCAAAUUCAAGCUGUCCUAACCCUAUAUGCUCAAGGCUUGCUCACGGGGUUGGUCAUUGAUUCUGGAGAUGGUGUCACCCAUGUGGUUCCUGUUGUUGAUGGUUACUCAUUCCCGCAUCUUACAAAGCGAAUGAAUGUGGCAGGCAGGCAUAUAACAUCUUACCUUGUAGACUUGCUCACAAGAAGAGGGUAUGCCAUGAACAGGGCAGCUGAUUUUGAAACCGUCAGACAAAUCAAAGAAAAGCUGUGCUAUUUAAGUUACGAUUACAAACGAGAGUAUCAGUUGGGACUUGAGACCACCAUUCUAGUGAAGAAGUACACUCUGCCUGAUGGAAGGGUUAUCAAAGUUGGCACAGAGCGUUUCCAGGCUCCUGAAGCGCUUUUCACUCCAGAACUUAUAGAUGUUGAAGGUGAUGGAUUGGCUGAUAUGGUAUUCCGCUGCAUUCAAGAGAUGGAUAUUGAUAACCGUAUGAUGCUUUAUCAGCAUAUUGUUCUAAGUGGGGGGAGCACCAUGUAUCCUGGACUACCAAGUCGGCUGGAGAGGGAAAUUCUGGACCGGUACCUUGAUGUUGUUCUUAAAGGAAAUAGAGAUGGGCUGAAGAAGCUGAGAUUAAGGAUAGAGGACCCACCAAGAAGAAAGCAUAUGGUGUACCUUGGAGGUGCAGUUCUCGCAGGGAUUAUGAAGGAUGCACCAGAGUUUUGGAUCAGCAGGCAAGAUUAUCUAGAGGAAGGACUUAACUGUCUAAGCAAGUGUGGCCAAGCAUGAUUAUCUCUUUACUCCCUCCACUCGAUCCGAAACAGGUUUUCGACUCGAUCAAAACCGGUUUUCCUCCUGCAAUCUCGGUUUAACUGAUCAAGUGGAACGGAAAGGUAAUAUUAGUGAUGAUGUUAUUUGGAAGAAUUUUUUUUCUUCUUUUUGUUUUGUAACCAAGGACACACCAUAUCACCAUAUGGUUGGGAAUGUGUAGGAUUUAAGUUGAUUAAUUCAAUACCAAAAAUUGAUAUGUGAAAAGGUAAUACUCUUCCAAGAUAUGAGACUAUUAUGUUUCUCAAGGGAAAACACUUUAUGCAGUAAUUCUAUCAAUUACAGAGGUUUUCGGUGA
Spinacia oleracea (spinach) is the source of this 1679-nucleotide messenger RNA. RefSeq names its product actin-related protein 2. The record is from RefSeq and is a predicted model, not a curated record. NCBI's taxonomy places the organism in Eukaryota, Viridiplantae, Streptophyta, Magnoliopsida, Caryophyllales, Amaranthaceae. The transcript has 15 exons. The coding region runs from base 173 to 1342 and encodes 389 amino acids.